UAUAAAUUUAAUUGAUAGCCUUUUAAAUAUAACUGAAGUCAUUUUUUAAAAAGCAAAUACUCAAUUGUUUAAGUUAAUAAUAACAAUAAUUUCUAUAUACUCAGUUACUUAUAUCAUUACAUUAUAGAUGCCAUGUUAUAUAAAUUAAUUAUAAAUUUAAAUAUAAAAAUGUCUAAUCAAACACGCACUCUUGUUACUGAUUCAAAAUAUAAUUUUCUUAAGCAAUUAGGAUUGACUACCGAGAACCCGGGUCUUUUUGACGGUCGUUGGGGAGGUUCCGGCAAAAUAAUUGAAUCAAGAUCACCAGCAAGUGGUAAAGUAAUAGCUAAAGUACGUGAGUCAACACCACAGGAAGCAAUAAAUGCUGUUACAGAAGCACGCAAAGCUUGGCCCUACUGGUCAUCAUUACCCGCGCCAGCACGUGGUGAAAUAGUACGACAAAUAGGUGAUGAAUUGCGCCGUAAUUUAAACCCACUUGGACAAUUAGUGUCAUUGGAAAUGGGUAAAAUAUUAGCUGAAGGAAUUGGUGAAGUUCAAGAGUAUAUCGACAUUUGUGAUUAUGCUGUUGGUUUAUCACGAAUGUUGCCUGGUUACAUAUUUCCAUCUGAACGUAAAGAUCAUGCAUUACUUGAAAAAUGGAAUCCUGUUGGUGUUGUUGGUGUUAUAACAGCAUUUAAUUUUCCUAUUGCAGUUUAUGGGUGGAACAGUGCGAUUGCUAUGGUAUGCGGUGAUGCUAUUGUAUGGAAAGGUUCACCUACAACACCAUUAGUGUCAAUAGCAACUACUAGAAUAAUAGCAAAUGUUCUUGAACGUAAUGGAAUACCAGCAUCAAUAGCAUCUUUAGUAACUGGUGGUGCUGAUGUAGGUAAAGUUUUAGUUAAUGAUAAAAGAUUACCAUUGAUAUCUUUUACUGGAAGCACUGCUGUUGGUUGUCAAGUUGCGGUUAAAGUUCAAGAAAGAUUCGGAAAAUCAUUAUUGGAGUUGGGUGGCAAUAAUGCAUUAAUAGUUGCUAAUGACGCUGAUUUGGAAAUGGCUGUCAGAGCUGCGGUAUUCUCAUGUGUCGGAACCGCUGGGCAACGAUGCACAUCAACAAGACGUUUGAUAUUAGAUUCUAAAAUAAAAGAUGAAUUUGUCAGUAGACUACGUACUGCAUUCAAAAGUAUUCUAGAAAGAAUCGGAGAUCCUUUGGAUGAUGCGACACUUUAUGGUCCUCUACAUACCCAACAAGCCGUUGAUGCUUAUAAAACAACCGUUGCAAAAGCUGUAGAAAAUGGCGGGAAAAUUGAAUUCGGCGGUAAACAAAUAAAUCGCCCAGGUUUUUAUGUCGAGCCAACAAUUAUUUCAGGUCUUCCAUCUGAUGAUGAAAUCGUACAAAAAGAAACUUUCGCGCCCAUUGUAUACAUUCUAGAAUCAAAUUCAAUUGAAGAUGCUAUCAUGCAAAAUAAUAACGUUGAACAGGGUCUCAGUAGUUCAUUAUUCACUAAAAAUUUACCUAACGUAUUUCGGUGGAUAGGUCCACAUGGAUCUGAUUGUGGAAUAGUUAAUGUCAACAUUGGAACAAGUGGAGCUGAAAUUGGCGGAGCAUUUGGAGGUGAAAAAGCAACUGGAGGUGGUCGUGAAAGUGGUAGUGACUCAUGGAAGUCAUACAUGCGUCGUUCAACAGUAACAAUCAAUUAUGGUAAUGAAUUACCACUUGCCCAAGGAAUUAAAUUUGAAUAAUAAAACAUAAAAUAACAAUAUUAUUAUUAUUUGUUAUGAGUUUAUAGAAAAACGUAUAAAAUCUACUUGUAUAUCAACAGAACUUUUUUUAUGAAACUUAUAUGCUUGAGGUAAAUCGUAUCUCAGUUCAGCAACAACUUUUGCCUCACAAUUAAAUUCUUUCGCUUUUUUUAAAAUAUACUUUCUUGUUGACGUCUUGUGCAAUGAAUACACUGUGUUUAGUGAUAAUCUAGUAGCUAUUUCCAAAAAUUCCAUAUCUAUUCCAGCGUUAUUUUUAGUACCAAAUGGCGGAUUCAUUAUUACUGUAUCGAAUGCUUUUUCAAAUUUUCCUAUUAAUUAUUAAAUGGUUUUUUAAAUAAAUAAAUAAAUAUGCUAAUAAUAUUAUUA
This is a messenger RNA of Microplitis mediator, 2106 nucleotides long. RefSeq names its product putative aldehyde dehydrogenase family 7 member A1 homolog (gene Aldh7A1). The record is from RefSeq and is a predicted model, not a curated record. Bases 133 to 1719 code for a protein of 528 amino acids. The transcript has 6 exons. Gene Ontology annotation, molecular function: aldehyde dehydrogenase (NAD+) activity. NCBI's taxonomy places the organism in Eukaryota, Metazoa, Arthropoda, Insecta, Hymenoptera, Braconidae.